This is a messenger RNA of Plenodomus lingam JN3, 222 nucleotides long. Lineage: Eukaryota; Fungi; Ascomycota; Dothideomycetes; Pleosporales; Leptosphaeriaceae. The record is from RefSeq and is a predicted model, not a curated record.
AUGCGCCAACAUGGCCAACAUGGCCAACAUGGCCAACAUGGCUUCGACCUCUCCACUGUACUCCUACCGUGUGUCGAGAAGAGCUCGAAAAUGGCCAACCCUCACCCGGCCGCGGUACCCGGUAGAACCAGUGAGCGCCUUUUUUUCCAAUGUGGCAUGCCCCUCACUGCGCCUGUGGUCGUGCAUUCUUCCGUCGUCAUAACCUACCGUGCCUACCGGUAA